CUUGUUCUCUGUUGUGCUGUUCCUUAGUCGUGAAAGAAGACGUCGAUUUGAGUGUGACAAACAGUGGUUCGACUUUGCAGCGACUUUGCAGCCCUAACUGUGUGAGCAGAGAAGGUAAGAUAAAGAUAUAAUGAGAUGCCUCGCUACACGACAUCUCAAACUUUCACCGAUGGUAACACUCAGAUUGUGGCGCUUCCAGACCCUGUUGAGGAAGGGACGGCUCUUCAGAGUAAGUCGGUGGUCGAUCCGGAGGCAGAGCCACUGGAGGUAAAGCUGCAGCGAAUCACGGAGAAGGUACCUGUGAGGGUGGGGAAUACCUCUGGGAGCUCUGCGGGCUCUGGCAGUGGAGAUUUCCACCAGUACAGACAGAUGCGACGCAAGGAACAGGAUCGCCUGGCAAGGAUGGAAGCGGAUUACCAGUUGAAGAAGGACGCUGCAGAGUUCGAGGCUGGGAGGAAAGAGGUGUUGAAGAUGCAAGAACUGAGGACAGCUAAGAGACAGAAGAAGGAGUCGAAGAAAUUGGCAAAAACGGCAAGACAGGCAGAGGAUGCCGCUGGGGGUAGACGGCAUCCCAUAGCAGAAGAGCAAGAGUAUAAUACUAAUGAUGAUGAUGAUAAUAGUGGUGAUGUUAAUGAUGAUGAAUCUGGUAAUGAUGUUGAUGAUGAUGAUAACAAUGAUAUUGGUAAUGAUGAUGAUGAUGAUAAAGAUGGUGAUGAUGACGAUAAUGAUAACGAUGAUGAAGGUGAUAAUGACUAUGAUGAUGAUCACGCCCAACACCCUGCGCUAACUCAAAGUGCUGCUAUUGCCAAUGACCGGAUGAUGAUGGUGGUGGUGAUAACAACAGGGGCAAGCAGCGCCGAUGAUAAAAUUUUAACGAUGAGUGUCGCGCAGCCCCCCUAAUCAUGGUGUUAAAGUUGAGACAUACCCUGUUGAUGCUGAUAAAGAUGAUGAAGAUGA
Messenger RNA from Chara braunii, 957 nucleotides. Lineage: Eukaryota; Viridiplantae; Streptophyta; Charophyceae; Charales; Characeae. The record is from the annotation of a GenBank genome assembly.